This is a messenger RNA of Ustilago hordei, 2181 nucleotides long. RefSeq lists its product as uncharacterized. NCBI's taxonomy places the organism in Eukaryota, Fungi, Basidiomycota, Ustilaginomycetes, Ustilaginales, Ustilaginaceae. Gene Ontology annotation, cellular component: nucleus. The transcript has a single exon. Gene Ontology annotation, biological process: regulation of transcription by RNA polymerase II. The record is from RefSeq and is a predicted model, not a curated record. The coding region runs from base 1 to 2181 and encodes 726 amino acids. Gene Ontology annotation, molecular function: cyclin-dependent protein serine/threonine kinase regulator activity.
AUGCCAGCUCAUCCUCGUGGGCUGGCGCCCGACCCAAAUACCUGGCGCAAUGAUUCCAGAUAUUGUGCGCCAGGCGGACCAGGCCAAGUCCAGCCACCCACAGGUCCAUCUCGAGGUAUGCAUUCUCAGUAUCAGCCCCCUGCUGGACCUUCGUAUCAGAUCUCUGCUCCAGUAUCAGUGUCAGCGUCAGUGCCAGCCACGGGCACAAGCUCAACUCCACGAAUCCCAGACCCCCCUGCUAUCCCCACCUUUUCGCACGUUGCCUACUUCACCGCGAUCCAACUCGAGAUCCUCUACGCUCGCAAACGCGGCGCACGCAUGUCGGCUUCAACAUGGAAAGCCAAUCGUGAUGCUGCCGUCGGUUUCAUCCAGGCUGUCGCCUCCAGACUCGGCUUCCCACAGCGUACCAUCGCAACUGCCCAGCAGAUCUACCAGCGUUUCCACCUCUUCUACCCACCCGCCGAAUUCUCCCUUCGAGAGAUUGCCUUAGCAUCCCUCUUUGUCGCUGCCAAACUCAACGACACGCAUAAGAAACCAAGAGACAUUCUGCUCGCCAGCUAUGCACUUCGCUUUCCUGACCUCGUGAAAGGCAACUUCUCUGGCCGCGACACUGCUGGCCCUUUGUCGACUCGAGCUGACAAUAACGUAGCUCACGAUCCUACUAUCUCGGCUCUUGCGGGUCAAAAGCGGAAAAACGCACCAGACAUCACUACUGGCUCAUCUUCACCAAAGCCUCUAGCGAUGGCAAUAGGUAGUGUGGCAGAAGCCGAUAUCGAUCCCAACCUCGUUGAAUACGAUCGAAAGCGACUCAUGGCACACGAGAAGCUCAUUCUCGAGAGUUUGUGCUUCAACUUUCAUAGCAGCGCCAACAUCACGCUUAAGAUGGUCAUCAAGCUGGCAAGGAGGAGCAAGCUAUCCAAGUCGUUUACUCGGUCAGCUUGGAAGAUUGCCGCGGACAUGUUCCGCACAAGUGCGCCGAUGCAAUAUCCGCCGAAUGUCAUUGCUGUGGCUGCUCUGUACGCUGUUGCUUUGCUUGCACGUCCUCCACCACGCAGCUUCCCAAAUGAGCAGCAGCAAGGAAAUCGAGAUGCGGCAUCCAGCUCGAAAGAUGCUGACCCGAUCGUCAACUUCUUGCAUAGCAUCAAGUCCGUUUCAGCAACACCGACAGCAGAGGAAGCCUCAUUAUCAACACGAACCCCGGCACCAGUCCCACUAUCUGAACCCUUUCCUGGAUGCGACUCAGAAUGCCACGUCCUUGUCGAAGACGUGGAAGAAUCAGUCCACGAACUCCUCGACCUCUACCUCGGCUCGACAGCUCAACUCCCAUCUUGGCUCUAUGACGACACAGCAUCCACCACCAGCUCUCCCCUCUCCCCUUCGGACCAUCUUGAGAGUUUCAACAUUAUACCAUCUUCUCCAGCUGAUUUGGGAGACCCGAGUGGUCGCCCGCCCAGGAAGGUACGACGUCCGCAGCAACAGUACGAGUACUCUCCUCCGCCAUUUGGACUUGUCGAUUGGCUCAACUCGGCUCGCUUCUUGGCCUUACAAGCUCAACUGCAGGCUGUGAAAUCUUCAGACAAGACAGCAGAAAGUUUCAAGUCAACAGCACCAGUCAAAGAGCUCUCAGCACUGCUUACAGAUCUCAAGAUCUAUCUGCGUGGGAUAGAGUAUGAUCGACAGAAAGCUGAUGAUGCAUACUUGGCUGAACUAGGUAUCUUAGCAGAGGUCAAUGUGUAUCCCUUGCCCGAAGCCGAAGCUGCAGAGGCUGCUGCUGCGGUUGGCGCUGUAGGGAUGCUGAACACACCUGCUCAUUCCGUGUCGAUCAAACUUGCGCCUUUGAACGAGACUCAAGCGGGUAAUGUGGAACAGGCGAGUCGAGGUACCGCUGCACCAGCACCGACGGCGGAGGAUCCAACAGCAAAGUUGACCAAAGAACAGAAAAAGAUUGUGGAAAGAAUUAGAAGGCGCAAACUUGUGUCCGCGCUUCGAUUGACAUUUGUCGAACCUGGAGUGGAGAAGAGGUUCAACAUGUCGGCAGAGGCAGUACAAAAGAGAGAAGAUCAAAAGCUCCAGCAGGUGAAGGAGCAACAAGCCGCAACAGCCACUGUAGCAGGAAGAGGUGAAACAGUUGUUGUGUCCAAGCGAAACCGUAUCGAAGCAGCAAAACGCUAUCUCUUCUAA